AUGGAAGUACGCGUUUUAGGAAAUUUCGUUUCUUUUGGUGAAAGAUAUCAUAAAGAAAAUUUUCAAAAAAACCCACAAAUUAAAGAGAAUUCUAAGAAUUUUCUCCCAAAUUCUUACAAUUUAACUGAAAAAUUAACUAACUAUUACAAGCUUUAUGAGGGUUUUAAUAGGACAUUACAUGAAACGAGUAAUCUGGACGAUUUUGAAGAAGAGCUUUACGUUUCUAAUAAGACAGUUAUUUGGAGUAGAGGAAAUAUUUUAUAUAAAACUUUCACAUAUGAAGAGCCAAUUUUGCAAGCUUUGUUCGUUUGGUUUAAAGUAGCAAAAAGUUAUUAUGCUUAUGAGCUUGAACGGAAUUCCGAAACUUCUCGUAAGAAACCCGUACAAACGGAAAGACAACGAGCUCUCUUUGUGCUCCUCGAAAAUUAUGCAAAGGUGUAUUUCUUAGAUGGUCAACAUUUCUUGAUAAGGGUUCCUUCUUACGUGCGUCGUGCUUGGGCAAUGAAUGUUGGAGUUAUUCUUCAAUGCGACUCAGAGUCUUUAAAUACAUCAAAUUAUACCUCUGAUCCCCUUCCGGUUCUCUACAGUAUAUUGGAUCCUUUGGAGGAUAUCAAACGUAUUUCAAUUGCGGAUAAAAUUUUUUAUGAGGGUGAGAAAAUCGAUAUAUUGGGAAUGACACAACCUUUCUUGGAUAAUGAUGAAGCCGUGAUAUUUGUAAAUGAUUGUGAUGUUCAAGACAAUCUUAUUAUAGUCACAUUGAAUCGUAAAACUCUUCGGCAUUCUGUGUAUAGAUAUGUUAUCAAGAAAGAAAGUAGUUUAAAAACGUUAGAAAGGAUCUGUUCAUCACCUGUUAAAUCACGUAGCCAAAGAAAUUCAAACGUCCGUUCUGAUAAUUCACUGCAAAAUAAAGAACGACGGAUUUCUGUUGGACUUGACGAUUCGUUUCAAGGAUCCGAGGGGAGAAGUUCUCUUCAACAUAUGGAUAGAUCUUUAUACGUAGCUGGUUUUAGCUCAGACGACAUUUAUAAUGACUUAAGUUCAAAAUUAGACGUAAAAAGCGAUAUUUUUAUGGAACUUCUUUGGACAGAAUCUACAGCGAAAAUUGAUAAAUUUGAAGAGAGCAAAGUAUUUAUAGCUCAUGACUAUGCCGGAAAUGAUGUUUUAUGCUUAUUUAUUAAAUCAAAUCAAAACUUCAUUGCAUUGGAUAUUUUUACACAUCAUUCAAAUGAGUCAAAAAUUUCGCUUAAAUUUGAACUUAAGGCAAUAGCAGCCUCACCGAUCUCUGCAACUAGGCCUAAUUACAAUGAUAUUUUGUUUGUAAAAGAGGGAGUUAAACAUCCUAUUUUUGAACUAUGGAUUGGCUAUGGCAAAAUUAUUCCAUUGAAUUUGGAUUAUAAUUUCAAGGAUUAUUCUGGCAAAGCUGUGGAAGAGACAUUAUAUGAAAAAGAAUCUUUCCCUUUAUCAACUUUUCAUCAUCAAUUACUUGAAAAAUACAUUGUACCGGAUAAAACCAUAUUAAAUUUGAAAAAAUUAAAUUCGAAUAUUUUCGAUUUAAAAGAUAAUGUUCGUCAUCGUGUUAAUUUGGUUAUUUCUAACAAUAUAUUACUUAGAAUAGACCUUAACUUUAUUCCGAAGUCUAAAAUUGUUCAAAAAUGUCUGGAUGCUUUGAGUUUCGCGUUACCGACAGAAUUAUACUAUAACUUAAAAGCACAAUAUCUUUGUUAUCAGUAUGCCAAGGAAGAUAAUGUAAGAUCAGAAUCCAGAGGAAAUGAGUGGGAAAAAUUCGCUGUUGCUCUUUUGUCAUUCUUACCUUUCUCCAUAUCAUUGCAUUCUAAUAAUAAUAUGAAGACAAAAGAAACCGAAGGAUGGGAGUUUUUACUUUCAUCUUCACAACACGCAAAAUUUAAUUUCAAUUCUUAUUUGCACUGCAUACGCCCGACAUCAAAUCAAUUACAAGCAAUCGAUGAUUCUAUAAUAAAGAUGUGUGAAAAGUCUCGGGAACCGUUUUUUACUAAAACAACAGUUAAUCAAAAAUUGUCGAGUUUUUUACCUAUUAUUCUUGUCACUCUUCAUCUUGUUUAUCAGGAUCUAAAAUUAGAUACUUUAACACAAAAAUAUGUUGACGAAAUUUUACCAUUAUUGAUUCAAUUAUCAAAAUUUCUUGGAUGGGAGACUUAUGUUGAAUAUUAUAAAAGAAACUAUGGAUUAGAUAAAAAGUUAACUGUCAAUGAAGAUACUCUAUUGAAUUCAACAUUAAGUUCUGAUCAUCCUUUCUUUACACCUCCUGAUAUAACUCAAUGGAUUUUGAAAUGUAUUCGAAAUAAUGUUGAACAAAUCCAACCUUUUCCAGAUCUUGCGGAUAUAGAUCGAAUCUUCUCAAUGUCGGAGAAAGGGGAAAUCUUAGUCCAAAAUCCCAACUGCUGUGCAAGAACACGGCAGAUAUGCUCAAUCUAUAUCAAAUUAAUUUAUGAAGGAGAAAAGGCAAUGAUUUUUGAAAUGGUAAAAUUUGGAUUUACAAGUAAAGAUAUUGAAUCUUUACCUUUUGGUAUUGCACUUCCUUUGCGAGAAGCUAUAAGAAAAUGUAAAGAAAAUCCUCCAGAAGAUUGGCCUGAGGCAGCUUACAUACUUAUAGGUCGAGAAGAUUUGGCAAAAUUGAAAUUUGGUACACCGAUUGGUUAUAUUCAUUCUCGAGGAAAUAAAAUGGAACCAAAGCCAAAAUCUAUUUUACAAGUAAUAGAAACUACAAUUCCCGCCCCACAGCAAGAAAAUCGAGAAGAAAUAUACGCAAGCGAAAUUUCAAAUCACGAAAUUACAGAUUUGAGAUUUGGCAAUGAUAAAAGAUUGAACGAAGUUCAGCGACUUUUACAAUCCAGUAACGUUGUACAUAUUGUAUUGCAUUCUACCGAUAUGAGUCAGAUCGAAGAAAAUUCUCCAUUAGUUUUAGACCGUGUUCAGAACCAUUGUUUAAAUAAUUUUGCACUUCCAGUUGGAAGAGGAAUCUUAACUUAUAGUACCACAACUCCUAUAGUUACUGAACCUUUUCCAAUUCCCGAAGCAAGUUUAACUAUUAAGGUAUUACCGUUCAAUUCUACAAUACAAGUUGAUAGAACACUUCGUAUACCGGAUAAUAUUGAAUGGCCAGAAUUUCAUGAAGGUGUUGCAUCUGGUUUACGAAUUCCUUCUAAUUGUAAUAUAGAAGGAUCUUGGAUUUCGCUUAAUAAACCAAAUAUGACUGAUAAUAGCAAUAGCCACGCGGGAUUUCUUUUAGGAUUAGGACUCAAUGGACAUCUGAAAGCUAUGAGUAAAUGGCAAGCUGUAGAUUAUUUGAUGAAAACUCCAAAGCACGACAUGACAACUAUUGCUUUGGUUCUUGGUUUGCCAGCUUCGUAUAUUGGUACUAUGGAUACGGAAAUAACUAGAUUUGUAGCAGUUCAUGUUACGGCCUUAUUACCGCCAAAAUCAAACAGUUUAAAUGUAUCGCCCUUAGUUCAGUCUGCAGCAUUACUUGGUAUUGGCUUGCUCUAUAUGAACACAUGUAAUAGAUAUAUGGCUCAGAUUAUGCUUGGAGAAAUUGGAACGAAGGCUCUAAAAGCGUCCGAUAACUCAGAAACGGAUUUCUCAGAAGGAUAUUCACUUGCCGCAGGAUUUUCUCUUGGAUUCAUAACUUUGGGUCAAGGCGAUGAAGCACGUGAAUUAGCUGAUUUGGAUCUUUUCAAAGAAUUAAGGUUAUAUAUAUCUGGAGGUAAAAAUUCAGUAAAAAAAUCGUCUAGUGCGAUUCCAUCCGGAAGUGGGGGUCGUUUGAAUGGAAAUGCUGAUGGAGUCAACGUUAAUGUUACUUCUCCAGGAGCGACAAUAGCACUUGGAUUAUUGUAUUUGAAAUCGAACAAGGAAAAUGUUGCAAAAGCAAUUCCUAUUCCAGAGACUGAGUUUUUCUUAGAUUACGUUAGAUCUGAUUUUCUUUUGGUUAGAAUUCUUGCCCGAAAUUUGAUCAUGUGGAGUAAUAUUAAAUCUGAUCAAGUUUGGGUCGAAAGCCAUAUACCUGAAUAUAUGAAGAGAAAAUUGGAGCAAAGAAAUUUUGGUCAUCAAAACGAUGAUGUUGAUCCAAAUUUAGAGUCUAUUAAAAGGUCCUACUAUUACAUUAUAGCAGGAGCUUGUUUUAGUAUGGCUUUAAAGUAUGCUGGAUCGGCAGACAAAACAGCAUUGCAGUGUUUACUUUAUUAUCUUGAUUUUUUUAUGAAUCUGGGUGUUUCAAGAGCUCCAACAUUUGAUGAAAACAUCACGAGGUUUGCGAUUAAAACUUGUUUGAAUGUCUUAGCUAUAUGUACUUCGAUUGUUGCGGCUGGUACUGGUAAUCUUCAAGUAUUACGAAAAAUACGUAAACUUCGCCAACUAGACAUUAAUCCUGGCAAUACCGCUACCUAUUUUCGUUCGUACGGGAAUUAUAUGGUGAUAAGUAUGGCUUUAGGGUUUUUAUUUCUUGGAGGAGGAAAUUAUACACUGUCAACAUCCAAUAAAGCUAUUGCAGGAUUGAUUUGCGCUUUAUUUUCGAGGUUUCCAGUUGAAUGUUUUGAUAACAGAGCUCAUUUGCAAGCUUUUAGACAUCUGUGGAUAUUAGCUGCGGAACCAAGAUGUUUAAUAUUAAGAGACUUGGAGACUCGAGACGCUUGUCACGUGCCGGUUAAAAUUACGUUUAAAGAUUUCUAUAAUUCAUCUGUUAUAAAAGGGGCUGAUGACACGAAAGAAACCGUAGUGAAAACUAAAGUUUUAGAUUUGGUGGCACCUUGUUUGCUACCUGAAUCAAAAUUUAUCCAGAAAAUUGAAAUUAAUAGUCCAAGAUAUUGGCCAAUAAAAUUGGAGUUUGUUAAGAAUUCGGAUAUGAUUUCUGAGUUUUGGAAAGAUCCUACAAUAUAUGUCAAAAGAAAAACGGGACAUUUGACCUAUUCUGAGGAUCCUCAAGGGUUAUGGGAUAUAUCCGCACAUAUAUUUCCUAAAGGCAAAUCUAUCAUAAGCCCUAAAGUCAAGAAAUCUAAUGAUCUAGAUUUUAUCAAAAUCUUUUCUUCAGAUCCUCAAGUUCAAGCAUUUACGAGGUACCUUUGUGAAGCUUCUUCUGCGAAUAUUUAUGAUAAAGGACGAGAGUUGUCAACAUUUUGCACCGAAAUAUUAUCAGAGUGUUUAAAUGGAAACAAACCUGAAGCUAUUCAAAUUUACCUUGCUCUCUAUCAAGUUCAGCAAAGUUUAGAACAAAUAAGCGAAACAAACCUAUGGAAUCUUAAGUUAAUCCUUGGGUAUUAUCAUGCAAGGAAAACAAGAAAUAAUAUAGACGAUGGAAAAGACGAAAGAUCAUAUGAAGAAAACGUGCUUAUAAAAAAAGAGUAUAUUGAAGUAUUAAAAUCAAGGUUGGAUCAAUAUUUCGAAAUACCUAAAGUAAAUAUUGAACAAACUAACGAUAAUAUACAAUAUUUCGCAUCUCUCUUACACGCAUAUCUAACAAAUUCUGCACUUCCUGAAAGCGAAAAACUUGGAGGUGAAGGAAACAAUAAAAGAUUGUUACAUUAUUUAUCUUCAUGGCUUAUUUAUCACGAAAUACCAAGUCGAUAUACUAUAGAAAAUACUAUAAGAUACUCUAAGGAUUUGAAAGCAAAUACAAGUAGAUUAACUAAUGAUGUGAUAUUACAAGUUCUUUCCGCGCUCUGGCCACAUAUUUCUAUUAAUAGUUUAAGAGUUAUUCAAAAUUGUUUUACUUAA
Rhizophagus irregularis DAOM 181602=DAOM 197198 is the source of this 5745-nucleotide messenger RNA. RefSeq lists its product as uncharacterized. Gene Ontology annotation, biological process: protein K11-linked ubiquitination; anaphase-promoting complex-dependent catabolic process; metaphase/anaphase transition of mitotic cell cycle. Gene Ontology annotation, cellular component: anaphase-promoting complex. Lineage: Eukaryota; Fungi; Glomeromycota; Glomeromycetes; Glomerales; Glomeraceae. The record is from RefSeq and is a predicted model, not a curated record. Gene Ontology annotation, molecular function: molecular adaptor activity.